Messenger RNA from Lactuca sativa (garden lettuce), 2106 nucleotides. RefSeq lists its product as uncharacterized. Lineage: Eukaryota; Viridiplantae; Streptophyta; Magnoliopsida; Asterales; Asteraceae. The record is from RefSeq and is a predicted model, not a curated record.
UACAAGUAUUUUGUAUUAUGUGUAAAAAUGAUAAAUAAAUUGUUUUUAUACGUAAAAAAAACUUAUGCGCAGAGAAUUAAGAUACUGUGGGUAGGCUAAUGCCAAACGAAGCAAACUAAGUUUAUUUUCUGAACCUCCACCAACAACUGGACAUCACUUGGAUGCAUUAAUAAGAUGCCAGAGGUUGGCAUUUUAUGAAGACAUUUAAGCAGACUUAUUGUCUGUUAAUGGAUGACUAGAAUUUGAAAGCUUUGGAUUUAUUACUACUGUAUGUAUACCAGCAUUCUAUGUCAAGGUUUGUGAUAAUUUUGUUUAUGUAAAAAUAAAAGAAUAGCCAAAAUACAAAAAACGAAAUAAUACAACUUGUUAAAAGAUUUUUUAAAACAUACAAUUUUUUAGAUGACUCGAGCUCAACGACUGUUCAAAAAACCCCAAUUAUGUUUUAUCUGUUCAAAAAAACCCAACGAAUUUAACAUUUUGAACAGACAAAACCUGAUUGGAGUUUUUGAACGGUUUGAAAACUUUGUUGGGUUUUUUUUUUAAAAAAAUGUUAAGUUUGUUGGAUUUUCAUGAGCAAACAAAACAUUAUUGAUGUUUUUUGAACGGUUUGGAAACUUCGUUGGACUUGUAAGUAAUUUCCCCUUAAAAAUUAGAUUAUUAUGAUAAUAAAAUUAUUUUAUAAUCACAAUAACUUAUUAACCAGCUAACAAAAUUUUAGAAGUAAACAAUUUUUAUUAUAAUAUUUAACUCAUUUGUUUUUAAACUCGUAAGUUUGACCUCUGUUGCGACCCUGAUACCUGUUGGCUAUUCUGAUUAUCAACCUUGAUAUUGCUACUUUGUUUUAACUUACAUACAUACCAACAUGCAUAAAAAACGAGCCCAAAAUUCUCAGGUUCGAAAGAUUUAUCAGAUCAUAAAGAUUAAAGACUAAGAAGAAAUAUGGGGUGUUCGCAAUCAACGAUUAGGAUGGAGAACAAAGAAGCUGUUAACCAAUGCAAGGAAAGAAAAGAGUUCAUGAAACAAGCAAUCUCCGCUCACUACGCCUUUGCCGCCGCCCACUUAGCUUACGCCGCUGCCCUAAAAAAUACCGGUGCCGCCUUCACUAAUUACGCCCUACGGGAGCUCCAAUUUGCUGAUCAUCUCCACCCGACGUCGCCACAUCCCCGUUAUGAUUCCCGUCGUCCUCCACCACAACCCGAUGGUGGUAGCAGAUUUCGUACAUCAAAACAGGAGAUGGAAAACGAGAAUGUACCUCCUCCGCCGGGAAACGAUGGAAUCAUGCCAUGGGAUUUCUUUUUUACAUCAAUCGAGGACGUCAUUGGGUCUGAAUUGACUGAAGUUGAUGGCAAGGGUAGCAGAAUCGGGAAACCUGAUAUUCAGAGGACGAUGGCGGAUGAUAAGAGGAGACAUGACGGUGGUGGUGGCUGCCGUCAUCGUGCAGUGGUGGAGAGUGAGAAAGAACCACUACUGUCAUCCAUGAAAGAAUAUGUGGAGAGUAUGGACUUGUUACAUGUAAUUACAAAGAUCGAUGAUGGUUUUGUGAAAGCUUCGGAGAGUGCUCAUGAGUUUUCAAAGAUUAUUGAGGCCAAUAUGUUGCAACACGACUCUAAUUCUGCAGAUAAUCUUGGUAUAUAUAUCAUAUGGUUCCCUAAUCACUUUAUCUUUCAUACAUUUCACAUAUCAUCUUUCCUUUGAAAUGCUUGGAUUUAGGCCAUACCGAUCAUUCUACAAGAGUCACUACAUGGAAACAUUUGUUUAAAGGAGACCAAAUUUCUAAUCAUGAUGAUGAGGACAAUUAUGCUCCCAAAGAGAAACAAACUCAUUACAUAAUACUAGACAAUAUACUAGCAUGGGAGAAGAAGCUAUACGAUGAAGUCAAGGUAUAUGUCCAACUUUUUGUUUCUGUAGUAUAAAAUGUUAUGAUAAUGAUUUAAUCUGAUACACAACAGGCAGGUGAAGAGAUGAAAUAUGUGUACAAGAAAAAGAUUGCUUCACUAAACAAACAUACAAUGCGAGGAACAAGUAGCGACUCAUUGAUGCGAAUAGUAAGUCAUCUGCACACAAGAUGCAUUGUGCAAAUGCACUCCAUUGAUUCAACCGUUUCAG